Messenger RNA from Adineta steineri, 561 nucleotides. The record is from the annotation of a GenBank genome assembly. NCBI's taxonomy places the organism in Eukaryota, Metazoa, Rotifera, Eurotatoria, Adinetida, Adinetidae.
AUGGGUGCUACAUCGUCACAAAAACGAGAACAACAAGAUGUCGAUAUGGCAUCAGCAAGUCAAGACGGUUUAGAACUAGCUACUUUUGGUGCUGGAUGUUUUUGGGGAACAGAAAAAUUCUUUCGCAAGCAAUUCGGAAAAAAAUUGGCUUCGACAAUGGUUGGAUAUAUGGGUGGACCUACUAAAGCUAAUUAUCUAUAUGUAUGUACUGGAUUGACAAAUCAUGCUGAAGUAUUACAAAUAUCCUUUGAUCCAAGCAAAGUUGAAUACAGUGAUUUAGUUCAUUUCUUCUUCCGUAUGCAUGAUCCAACGACUUUAAAUAGACAAGGUAAUGAUCAAGGUACUCAAUAUCGUUCGGUCAUCUUCACUCAUAGCGAUGAACAACAAAAAAUUGCCGAGCAAGUGCGUGACAAUGUACAAGCCAGUGGUAAUGUUAACGGAGAAAUUGUCACGCAGAUUCAACCUGCUGAUGGAUUGCAAUUUUACAAGGGCGAAUCUAAACAUCAAAGAUAUUUAGAAAAAAAUCCACUUGGUUACUGUAAUCAUCGACUAUACUAUUAA